Messenger RNA from Penicillium cataractarum, 945 nucleotides. RefSeq names its product protein dscB (gene dscB). The coding region runs from base 1 to 945 and encodes 314 amino acids. The transcript has 2 exons. Lineage: Eukaryota; Fungi; Ascomycota; Eurotiomycetes; Eurotiales; Aspergillaceae. The record is from RefSeq and is a predicted model, not a curated record.
AUGCUCACGUCGGGGCUAACAAACACCCCACUCACCAAAUCCCUCCUCGUCUACACAAUAGCCUCCUCAAUCGCCCUCUCAAUCCUCGACAUCAAACACCUCGCCUCAAUCCAUGUCUCCCCACACUUCUGGCCAUACGCGCAAUUCUGGCGCGCCCUUGUCUGGCACGUCGCCGGGUUUACAAACUCCACGGAAGCCCUGUUCGCCGCGAUGCUAGUGUAUCAUUUACGGGUUGUUGAGCGCGCUUGGGGGAAGAGGAAGAUGGCCACGUUCGUUCUCACGACGUUACCAUACACAACACUCCUCCCACCACUUCUCCUCGCUCUACUAGUCCGACCACUCUCCCUCAACACACUGAAUUAUCUCCCCUCCGGCCCAACGGCAAUGAUAUUCGCCCUGCUGGCGCAAUACUACGCCAUGAUCCCGCAUACAUUCCGCUUCCGCAUCGGUACUACUUCCUCCUCUUCCUCGUCAUCCGCCACCACCACCGCCGCGAAUGACGAAACAACCGCCACAAACACCGCACCCACACCCGCAACCGCAAAACCAACACCACCAAGUCUAACCCUCCUCCUCUCCGACAAAACAACAACAUACCUCGUUGCCGCCCAGCUCGCUCUCUCCCAAUUCCCCGCCAUGCUCCUCCCCUCCGCGCUCGGCUGGAUAGUGGGUAUGGCCUGGCGCGCAGAGUUACUACCGGGGUUAUCACCGGCUGCGCAUGGGUUCCGCGUUCCGGCGUGGAUAGUUGGGGAGAGGGAGCGGAGGGGUGUUGCCGGUGCUGGUGCGAGUGGAAGUGGGGGGAGUGCGGCGGAGAGAGAGCGGUUUGAGGAUUUGCGGAGGAGGUUGGAGGGGGAGGUUGCUGCUUCGACGUCUGUGGAGAAUGGGGGUGGACAGAGGAGGAGGGGUGGGAGUGGGAUUAUGGAGAGGUUGAGGGGGGCUUGGUGA